UGAAAGUAAACAUACCGCCGUCUUCGCAUUGUUUAUUUUUCUCAGGCAUCUUAUCAACUUUUCCCAGAAAGACCGACAGAAUCGGCCUGGUUGCCAAGGGAACGAGGCCCAGUAGAGUCUGCUUAAGGAUAUUUCUUAUGGAUUAUUCACCAAUCCUUUCAAAAUGUAGAAAUUGAUUGUGAAGGUACCUGGGGACAUGCAGAGGAAUUACUGAUAGUCAUAACAUCAUUGACUCCUGAACCUUACUGAUGAAUUGAUGAUGGCCUUGGAGUCUUACAGCUGAAACAAAAUGACCUAUAUUCCAAGAAAGUGUGGUGUUAAAUUUAAACCACCUACCAUUGUUUUAAUCUAUGAAGAUGAAAGUACUAAGAAGACUCGGCAAAGACUGAUACCUAUUCGAAAUUUCUCCAGAUUUUCAGAUUGCAGUCGAGCUGCAGAAGCGAUUAAGAAUAACCCUCGACACCAAGUAUAUCUAGAUGGAGUAUCUCAACAGCAGCUACAGAAAUUGUUCCAGCUUCUGAGGGACAACCUGAAUGGGGUGAGCCUUGAAAAGAGUUUGGAGGCAUUUGUGAGGAUGAACUCCAUUAACCCAGAGGAGGACCUCAAUAAACUUGAUGACAAUGAAUUGGCAAAAAAGAAAAAAAUAAUGGAUGAACUGUUUGAAAAGAACCGGAGAAAACCCAAUGACCCAGAAUUUGUUUAUGACCUGGAAGUUGAUUUCCCUCAGGAUGGACUGAUUGAGUCAUGUGGCUGGGAUGAGGAAGAGCAAGAUGGAGAGAUUUGAUUUAUCUUUUAUUUUCAGAAACUGUCAAUGUGAGGGUUGAGUAAUAAUCCAGUGGCUAGCUACUCAUGGUUGGCCAAUAUAAUAAACUUACAAAUGAUCCAUCUGAGAGAUGUAAUUUACAUGGAAUUGUAUCCAAUCAAUGUUAUCACUUUAAACAGCAAAUUCUGAACAGCA
Pristis pectinata (smalltooth sawfish) is the source of this 958-nucleotide messenger RNA. It is a transcript of the gene cep19, whose product is annotated as centrosomal protein 19. Gene Ontology annotation, biological process: microtubule anchoring at centrosome; trans-Golgi to periciliary membrane compartment transport. Gene Ontology annotation, cellular component: centriole; spindle pole; centrosome. The record is from RefSeq and is a predicted model, not a curated record. The coding region runs from base 290 to 784 and encodes 164 amino acids. The transcript is spliced from 3 exons. NCBI's taxonomy places the organism in Eukaryota, Metazoa, Chordata, Chondrichthyes, Rhinopristiformes, Pristidae.